UACCGACAACAAUAAAUGCGCGAAAAACUCGAAAAAACGACGCUUGCUUGUACAAAACAGUGAAAAUCAUUCAGAAAAUUCAGAAAACUAACAGACUUGAAUAAAUUUGUAUUUUAAUAUAAUAAGCUACAAAGAUGCCACGCACCAAGGUACCAAAGAACUCGAAGCGCAACCGCGAGGUGGCCAAUCGCGAGGAGAAGGUCCGCUUGUUCGAAUUAAAGAUGGACUCUCGCCUGAUGAGCAUCGACACUCUGGAGACCAAGUUCAUAGGCGAAGUGGACAACAAAGUGAUGUCGGUGCUGUCCGUGAUGCAGACGGAGCUGCGCGACAUGAAAAUGUCCGAAAUCCUGCAUUUGUUCGAGGAGCUGAACCGUUUUGGCGAGUUCAAGGCCAGCGAUCAGACACAGAUGAUAGCAUCCAUGUCGGCAAGCAACAACACCACGGGCGGCCACGGAGUGGUCCCGGGCAGCGGCGGCAGCCGCAACGACGAAGGCUACCUUACAGAGGACAGCACCCUGGGAGCCAGCGGCGGCAGCCUUCUGGCCGUCUCCACAGCUUCCAUGCUGCGAUCGGCCAGAGCCAUGCGGACGCCUGGCCCCCUACACUCGGCCAGGGCCCGUCGCGCCCGCCGCAGUCGCUCGGCCUGCGGGGAGCUGAGUGUCAUCCAUUCGGCCAAGGCCGUCUCUAGCAGCAGCACUAAUGCGAACCGGGUGUCUCGCAGCAAGAUGCGCACUCCGAUGGCCUCGCGGCCCAAGGCAUUCAGUGCCGAUCGCACUCCCCUCAGUCUGCAGAAGAGUCGCACGUCGUCCCCCACUUCGCCGCCAAUGGCCUUCCUGCGCUACCCCAAGCCUGGCGAGGUGGCUCUGUCCAAAUUCGGCAGUCCCAUGGUGGCCCAAGUAAUUCCGGAUAAGUUUGCCAAUGUGAACAUACCCAUUCGGAAUGGCGUCCUGAGCUUGCGCCCCAAGAAACUAGACGCAGGCGAAGUCGUAUCGAACCUGCUGGAUAAUAUCGACGAAGACACCCUGAACCAGAUCAGAACGCUGCACGCCAACUUGCAAAUGAUUGUGAGCAAGGCCAGCCAGACGGGCUUGAAGUAG
This is a messenger RNA of Drosophila obscura, 1097 nucleotides long. RefSeq names its product borealin. Gene Ontology annotation, cellular component: chromosome passenger complex; spindle midzone; chromosome, centromeric region. The record is from RefSeq and is a predicted model, not a curated record. Lineage: Eukaryota; Metazoa; Arthropoda; Insecta; Diptera; Drosophilidae. The coding region runs from base 135 to 1097 and encodes 320 amino acids. Gene Ontology annotation, biological process: mitotic sister chromatid segregation. The transcript is spliced from 3 exons.